This is a messenger RNA of Portunus trituberculatus (swimming crab), 4829 nucleotides long. Its product is annotated as inactive tyrosine-protein kinase transmembrane receptor ROR1-like. Gene Ontology annotation, cellular component: signaling receptor complex; membrane. The record is from RefSeq and is a predicted model, not a curated record. Gene Ontology annotation, molecular function: protein binding; transmembrane receptor protein tyrosine kinase activity; ATP binding. Bases 468 to 3335 code for a protein of 955 amino acids. The transcript is spliced from 18 exons. Gene Ontology annotation, biological process: positive regulation of kinase activity; multicellular organism development; cell surface receptor protein tyrosine kinase signaling pathway. Lineage: Eukaryota; Metazoa; Arthropoda; Malacostraca; Decapoda; Portunidae.
GUGCAAGGAGCGGGAGGUGAUGGUGGUGGUGGUGGUGCAGGCGGCUGGCUGCGGGUAGGGCACAGUCAAAGGCAGCGAGCGAGUCAGUGUUGUCUGGACCAGUGUCGAGGGAGGUGUACCUCUCCACCGCUCCACUGAACGAUCUCUGGUAUAUAUUAACUGAAGGACGAGACAGUUUUGCCUCAAGGUGUGGAAUUACUAUCAUGGAUACAGGAGUGAAAUGCAAGUUAAACUGAGUGUGUUAAGAGUGUCUUGACCUCACGGCAUUGUCACCCUCGCUCCUCACGUUGAGCCGCGCGGUGCAGGAUGAUGUGAGGAAGUGCGGUGCUGCAUUGGAAACAUAUAGUGGAACAGAAAACUGCAGUGCUAGGAGGCGAGUUGAGGUGCGGGGUGCAGUGCCAUGAGUGGGGCCGCCGCUACCACGCCCCAGCUGUCAUGCCGGAGUACCAGCUGAGCAGCGGAAAGCCAUGAGUGUCCUGCGAGGGUGGGUAUGGGUGUGGGCGUCGUGGAUGUACUUCCACACCCUCCUCUUCUGCAACGCUCUGGCCGAACCCAAGGCCGCCGUGUUCGGAGGAGUUCCCAUCAUCGACGAAAAAGUAUGGUCGCAACCGGGGGUGUUCGUGCCUCCCCCAGACGACUAUGACUACGAAUACAACUACGACUUUGAAGAAAACGCCAACGCUUCUGAUGUGACUGGACUGAAUGACACCAGCAGCAGCCUAAAGGUCAUUCGUCUUCUCCGGAACCAGACCAAAGGCUCCGGGGACAAUGUGAGGCUCAAGUGUGAAUUUACAGGCGACCCUCCCCCAUCACGCUUCAAGUGGUACAAGAAUGAGGCGCCUGUGAUCGAAGAGAAGGGUCGAGUCAACAUCAGGAAGUACAAGCUGAAAGCGGACGGAGUUCCCAUCUAUGGCACCAAGCUGACCAUCAAGGACCUGGAGAUCCACGACAAGGGCUUCUACAGGUGUGAGGCGAGCAAUGGCGACGAGAAGGUUGAGUCCACGGGCAUCCUUAUGGUCAAGCUGGAAAUGUGGCGACGUGUGCCAGACUCCGCCGCUGAAAGUGAAGCCUUCAUCCCCCUUCUCGAGGAUCUCGGCGUGCACUUCCAGAACCUGCCAGGAGGAAAAUUGCCUGAUGGCGUUGCAGGUGGGCCAGGUGUUGUCAACCCCAACAGUCCCGGUGGGCAUGGAGGGCAUCCCAGUGGUAUCCCUGAGUCAGGGAUGGAUGACAAAAAUCUGCAAGGUUACUGCCAGGUGUACAGGGGAGCUACCUGUAGUGGCUUCAUUGGCAACCAUUCCAUUUACAUCUACUCUCCUCGCCACUUGGCUGACAUGGAGAAGCGCCUUACAAGUGCAAUCACAGUCAUCAGUCACUCAAAUGAUCUGUCUGCCAAGUGUGAAGAUUAUGCUAUCAAGUCUCUGUGUUAUGCUGCUCUUCCUUUAUGUGAUGAAAACUCUCCUGACCCACAACCCCGGCAGCUGUGUAGAGAAGAGUGUGAAAUUCUGGUUAAUGAUGUAUGCAGAAUGGAGUAUGUCAUUGCCAAGCAACACCAACUCAUUGGCAGACAGUUGCCAAUCCCAGAUUGUGACGACCUUUCCCCAAUCAUCUCCCCUGAGCACAUGUCCUGCAUUCGUUUGGGUGUCCAGAGUGAACCACUGGUUGAAGAUGAAAAGUGCUACAUAGGAAAUGGUGAGUCCUAUCGUGGCACCGAGAGUCGCACUCUCUCCGAUCGGAUAUGUGAGCCCUGGAGUGAGAACCAACUGUACAUGCGCACAGCAGACUAUCCAGAGCUGAUCGGUGGACACAACUUCUGCCGCAAUCCGGGCGGCUCUGAGGUUCAGCCUUGGUGUUUUGUGACAACUGAACACUCAGUUACUAAGGAAGCAUGUGUUGUUCCUAUGUGUAGUAACAAUACUGUGGUGUACAUCACAGUUGCUUGUAUCGUUGGAACUAUCAUUAUGGUGUCAGUUAUUGGAUAUAUAUGUUUCAAACAAAAGACAAAGUUUCCAAAGCAACCAUCACCCAAAGCUAAGACAGUAGAACUGAAUGCUCUGCUGCCCAAGCAACAGCAGCUUCGAGCCAGAGAGUUUCCACUGGCUAAUGUGCGGUUCAUGCAAGAGCUUGGUGAAGGAGCCUUCGGCAAGGUUUACAAAGGAGAGCUUCAAGGUGUAAGUCCUGAUGGUAGCUCAGUGCUAGUUGCCAUAAAGACUCUUAAGGAAAAUGCCACUGCCAAGACUCGUCAGGACUUCCACCGAGAAGUAGAGCUGAUGACUGAUCUACGCCACCCCAACAUUGUGUGCCUGCUGGGUGUGGUGAUGAAGGAGGAGCCAAUGUGCAUGCUGUUUGAACAUAUGUCACAGGGUGAUCUACAUGAGUUUUUAAUUGCUCACUCUCCGAGGUCAGAUGUCUCGGCAUGUAGUGAUGAUGGCAUGUCUCAAGUUGUUCUGGAGCAGCCUGACAUGCUGGCAAUUGCUACUCAAAUUGCUGCAGGUAUGGAGUACUUGGCCAGCCAUCACUAUGUGCAUCGUGACCUUGCUUCCCGAAAUUGUCUGGUGGGGGAAAAACUGACAGUGAAAAUAUCAGACUUUGGACUAUCAAGGGAUAUCUAUUCCUCAGAUUAUUACAGAGUCCAGAGCAAGAGCCUUCUUCCAGUGCGAUGGAUGCCUCCAGAGUCCAUAUUGUAUGGAAAAUUCACUACAGAGUCAGAUGUGUGGAGCUUUGGAGUGGUGCUGUGGGAAAUAUUUAGUUAUGGCUUGCAGCCUUAUUAUGGUUACAAUAACCAGGAGGUUAUAGAUAUGAUUCGUUCUCGCCACCUUCUGCCGUGCCCUGAGGACUGCCCCCCUCGCAUUUAUGCCCUCAUGGUGGAAUGUUGGCAUGAAACACCUAAUAGGAGACCAACUUUCAGGGAGAUUCAUGGUCGCUUGAGGUCCUGGCAGGGUUUAGAUAAUGGGGGCCUGGCUGGUACUUUGAGUGGCAGUGUGUCAGGCCACUCAGGCUCACAGCACUCCAGCACUGGCCCCUCUAAUAAUACUGGCUCCACCAACCUCUCUUCAAACACUCACCCUCCACAUCUCCAGCGCCCCUUCCAUCCAGGGGCCCAUUAUCCUCCCCCAGGACCCCCUCAUUCCCCAGCAUACUCAACUCCAUAUCAACCAGCACCCCCACCAGGGAUGAUCCCAGGGCUGUACCCACGCCUCAAUGCUCCUGUGGGGCACCAACAGCCUGUGUACCUGGCACAGAGAAGUAAUGUGCUGGGUGGCUCUCCUGUCACAGUCAGAGUUGCUCAGCCACAGUCAGUAAAUAUAGGAACUGAAACUCAGCUGGCCAAUCUUUGAAAGGACAUUUUUCUUUGGAAGUUGCAUUAUGGUCCAAAGGAAUCUGUGAGUAGAUAAAUGUGAAUCUCAACAUAUUUUUUGGUGUUGAAUUUAUUGUUGAGAAUCAUACAGUGCACCUGAUACAACAUUUAAGUGCUUAAUUAAAGCAAAUGACACUGACUCCUCAAGAAAAUGCAAUAAAAUAAUUUCCUGAGUGUUUCAUAGAUUUAGAUACUUAUACGUACAUAUAUCUAUAAACUUCAAACCACACUAUAUCUGAAUACAGGUGUCUGUUUAGUCUGUACAGUGGAAAAGUGUUUGCAUGAAGAAACUAACACUGAAUAUAAGAAAAAAAAUUGAACCUGAGAUCCUCAAGAGAUUUUGUCAUACGCUAUUUCUGUCUCUGUAAGGAACUGUAAACCUGUAUUUGAAAAAUGAAAAUUGUGUUUUGUGCAAGGUAGAUAUGAUUUUAUCAUGUACAGGAAUCAAACACAGCUUGAAAAAAAUGUGGUUCCAUUAAUUUUUCAGCCUUGAAAACAGUUUCUUUCAGAUAAAAGUUAUUGAUCAGGAAUGAUGUUGAAAUAUUAAAAAGAAGACUGUAAGAUGCAUUUAGUAUGUUGUCUUGAUCCAGUCAAUCUAUGAUAAGAGUCAGUUACAUAAUACAAAUUGGAAGUCUCAAAGAGGUCACUGAUGAUAUUUUUAUGUAAUUACGUAACUGUGAAGAGCUUUAUGAGAUAAAAUAUUUUUUAUGCUAUGCUGCAAUGCACUUAUGCUUUAUACUUUAUUGUCAUAAAUUAACUAAGUCAAGAAUUUUGCUAAUACAUGCAGUAAGCUUUGAUGUGAUACUUUAUUCUCUCUCUCUCUCUUUCUCUCCAGUUUCCUUUUCAAAAGAAAGUAUGUAGUUUACUUUUGUGCCUGGUGAAAUAAUAGCCAGCAUAGAUAUCUACAGUUUGUAUUAGUAUAUAAUCUCAACAUUGACCUCUUAGCACAACUGCAUAUAUUUUAUGAAACGCUUCUGAGCAAGAGUUAUUGUGAAAUAGUCAUGGAAUUACUGGUCAGCUAAUUGCAGCAAAAUGUGUUAGGUGUUUAUUUGUCAUAAGUACAUGUGAAUCAUUCUUGACAUGUCAGACCAGGAAGGUGGUUCCAUACUAAUCCCACAAAGAUCACAGCAUACCACAUUGGCAAAAUACAUCAGUAGUGAGGUACCUUUUCAAAUGGUUUUCUCUUUUAAAACUGUUUGAAAGUUCAUGAGUUUCAUAAUCAUUCACUACAGCGCAUAUUAUCAGAUACCCAUAGUUAUGUAGUAAAAACCUAUUUGUAAAUUGUGGAAAAAAGAGAUUUUAAGAUGUAUAAUCAGUCAUGUGUGUCAUCUGACUGGUCUUAAGAAUUUUAUCAUGAUAUUAAGAAAGUGUAAAUAGGUCUGUAGAUUAUGCUAUUUAUAAUCAUAACAAAUCCUUUUUAAGAUUACCACAACUGAGUCUUUUGUACAUGCAAGCAAGUGGUAAAGAUACAGGA